AUGUCGCUUGGUGUAAAUGCGUUUGGAAAAUGUAAAUACUUGAAAUCAGUUAUACUCCCUCCAAAUAUUUAUAGAAUAGAAAUGAAUUGUUUUGCUAACGAUUACAAUUUAACAUCCAUCGAUUUACCAGAUUCUUUAGUUUUUAUAGAAUGCCAUGCAUUUGAACAAAGUGGUUUAGAAAUUAUUAAUAUUUCACCUAAUUCUAAAUUAGAAGCAUUAGAUUAUAGUUGUUUUGAAGGAACAAAACUUUCUUCAAUUUUUAUUCCGAAGUUUGUAAGACCAUUUGAGACAAGAGUUUUUGAUGAUUGUAUAUUUUUAGAAAAUAUAACAGUUGAUCCAGAAAAUAAAAAUUAUAAAAGUGAUUCUAAAUCAGUUUAUAGAGGAACAGAUAAUUCUACAUUAUUUAAAGUUGUUAGCAGAUAUUUAGGUGAAUAUAUUGUUGCGAAACAUGUUACAAAAAUUUCAUAUAAUUGUUUUUCAUAUUGUGUAAAUAUAUCAUCAAUUCAACUUCAUAAUGAAUUAACAUCUAUUGAAGAGUAUGGGAUAUCUAAAUGUACAUCAUUGAAAAGUAUAAUAAUUAAAGGAAAUAUUUCUAAAUUAAAUAACGGAAUAUUUGCACAUUGUUCAUCAUUGCCAAAUAUUAUAAUCCCAGAAAUAAUAACUGAUAUUGGUAAAUACGCAUUUUAUAAUUGCACAUCAUUAACAAAUAUUACAAUUCCAAAAUCAGUGACAAAAAUUGAUUCUAAUACAUUCAGUUAUUGCAUAUCAUUAACAAACUUUACAAUUCCUGAAACGAUAACAGAUGUUGGAGAAUAUGCAUUUAAAAAUUGCACAUUAUUAACAAAUAUUACAAUUCCAAAAUCAGUAUCAAAAAUUGAUUCUGAAACAUUCAGUUAUUGCAUAUCAUUAACAAAUUUUACAAUUCCUGAAACGAUAAUUGAAAUUGGAUCUGAUGCAUUCAGUUCUUGCACAUCAUUAGUCAAUAUUGUUUUUCAUGAGAAACUAACAAGGAUUGGACCUUAUGCGUUUGGUGGUUGCACAUCAUUAACAAAUGUUUCAAUUCCCGAGUCAAUAAACCAUAUUACAGAUGGUUUAUUUCAUCAUUGCAAUUCAUUAACAAGUUUUAUAAUUCCAAAUAAUGUAAAGCAUAUUGGACGUGGUGCAUUUGCCAAUUGUAGAUCGCUAACAACUAUUUCAAUUCCAGAGAAUGUAACAUAUAUUGGAGAUUACGUAUUUGGAAAUUGCAUACCGUUAGCAAGUAUAAUAAUUCCAGGAAGUAUUUCGAAUAUUGAAUUUUAUGCAUUUAAAAAUUGUACAAAUCUCAAAAGUAUAUAUUUCCGAAAUAUAUCUAAUUUCAUCAGAUUUGAUCGAGGUGUAUUUUCUGAUAUUCCAAAUCCGAUGAAUAUUUAUAUUCCUGGAAAUUUUAAUCUUAUUGAUCUUUUUGAAAGAAAUAUAUUCCCAAACAGAAGUCAUUUAUUUGUUACAAGUCAAACAAGAUUAUCACAAUUAUGUAAAAUUCUCUUUGGUGAAAAGUCUGUUUAUGUUCAUAUGCAAGAAAUGACUCAUAUUCAAGAUAAUAUAACAAACAAAGUCAUCGAAUUCAUAGCGAUUGAUAUCAUAUAUCAAAAAACAAAGCAUAAAUGUGUUUAUGAUAAAACACAUUCGUUAUUUCUUUCGAAUACAUUUGCAUGUCUUAACAGAGGUAAAUAA
Molecule: messenger RNA, 1710 nt
Organism: Trichomonas vaginalis G3
Lineage: Eukaryota; Parabasalia; Trichomonadida; Trichomonadidae
Product: surface antigen family
Exons: 1
Coding region: 1-1710 (569 amino acids)
Source: RefSeq, a predicted model, not a curated record